UGCCAGGCUCCUUGCUUCUUAUAAAAGUCAGAUGAAACUUCCAGAGGAGCAGAGACACUGGCUCCUGAUUCAUUAAGCCUCUGGCCUCAACAUGAAGAUCCCUACCCUUCUAUGCCUCCUGCUCAUAGCUGCCACCAUUAGCCCACAGGUGUUGGCUGGACCAGAGUCAGUGUUCACCCCAAACGCCUGCUGUCAUAAUGUCGCUAAGCAGAAGAUACCCAUCAGGAGGCUGAAGAGCUACAGGAGAAUCACAAGCAGCCAGUGUCCCCGGGAAGCUGUAAUCUUCAAGACCAUACUGAAUAAGGAGUUCUGUGCUGACCCUAAGGAGAAAUGGGUUAAGGACUACAUAAACCGUUUGGAUCAGAAGGCUCGAACACAGCGUCCUUGAACCUUCAUGUAUAGGCUGAGAGUUCCAGAAAAAUCUUAUGUAUUUUCCCCUGAUGUUCCCCAUGGGCAGUGUGAUAGCUAUUUAUUAUAAUAUCUAAAAAGGGAUGCUUUUUAAUAAUUUAAAACACAAACUUGCUUAAAUAAUAUUUAAUGAUAUUUAAGUUAUA
This is a messenger RNA of Apodemus sylvaticus (European woodmouse), 554 nucleotides long. Its product is annotated as C-C motif chemokine 12-like. Bases 92 to 388 code for a protein of 98 amino acids. Gene Ontology annotation, molecular function: CCR chemokine receptor binding; chemokine activity. Lineage: Eukaryota; Metazoa; Chordata; Mammalia; Rodentia; Muridae. The transcript is spliced from 3 exons. The record is from RefSeq and is a predicted model, not a curated record. Gene Ontology annotation, cellular component: extracellular region. Gene Ontology annotation, biological process: neutrophil chemotaxis; G protein-coupled receptor signaling pathway; inflammatory response.